This is a messenger RNA of Candida dubliniensis CD36, 705 nucleotides long. RefSeq lists its product as uncharacterized. The coding region runs from base 1 to 705 and encodes 234 amino acids. The transcript has a single exon. The record is from RefSeq and is a predicted model, not a curated record. NCBI's taxonomy places the organism in Eukaryota, Fungi, Ascomycota, Pichiomycetes, Serinales, Debaryomycetaceae.
AUGUCGGAAGAAUUAGAUAGAAUUUUAUCUAUUGAAGAAUCUGCAAUCAACAAAAACAAAGAAAUAGAUCGAAUUCUACUGUGUUCUCCUUUUGAUUAUUAUUCAAUAUUAGAAAUCAAUCCAUUAUUAUCCACCACAACUGAAGAACUUUUAACAAUUAUUAAAAAAGUGUAUCGGAAAAAAUCAUUAUUAAUCCAUCCUGAUAAAUCAGAUAAUCCUAAAGCUUCAGAAGCUUUUGAUUUAUUGAAAAAAUCCGAAUAUCAUUUAACAUCAUCAGAUGAAUCAGAUAUUAAAGAAAUUGAACAUUUAUAUUCAAUAUAUCAAGCAUAUAAACCAACCCCCUCGAAAAUAAAUAAUGAACAAUAUUGUAAAUUAGAAUUUAAUGAUAUUAUUAAUAUUGAAAUUAGAUCAAAAGUGAAACAAGUUUUAAUUGAUGAAAUAAAUGAAUUAAAUUUAAAUAAAUUAAUUAAACAAACUGAACUUUUACGUAAAGAUGAAAUGAAACAAAAAAUUGAUCUUGAAAAAAAAAUUAAACAACAACUAGAUAAAAAUUGGGAAGAUGAAAGAGAUUUAAGAGUUAAUAAUUGGAGAAAAUAUAGUAAUAAAAUUGAAAGGAAACAGAAACAACAACAACAACAACAACAACAAGAAGGACAAUCAUUGGGGAAAGUAUCAAAAAAGAAAAAAAAAAAUGUUUUAGUGUGA